This is a messenger RNA of Drosophila erecta, 2479 nucleotides long. It is a transcript of the gene Tm1, whose product is annotated as tropomyosin-1, isoforms 33/34. Gene Ontology annotation, biological process: actin filament organization; muscle contraction. Gene Ontology annotation, molecular function: actin filament binding. The record is from RefSeq and is a predicted model, not a curated record. Lineage: Eukaryota; Metazoa; Arthropoda; Insecta; Diptera; Drosophilidae. Gene Ontology annotation, cellular component: actin filament. Bases 470 to 1228 code for a protein of 252 amino acids. The transcript is spliced from 8 exons.
ACCGCCGCUUCGACGGGCGAUUCGGUGGAUUCAUUUCCAGUUACGUACUCGUCGCAGUCGCGUCGUCGUUGUCUCUCUCUCUGCGUUUUUGUGUUUUUGCCACCAAAUAGCAAUAUUCAAUAUUUAAACGCAGCCUAUUCGCCUGCCAGUUUUGCCACCAAACACUGCCCUUUAAAUUCGAUCCCCAGCCAGGGUAAAAGCAGUUGAAGUUGAAGCUAUCAAAGUAAAAAAAACCGGUGGUUCGUUCACUCAGUGUGCGAGUGUGUGUGUGUACCGAGCUCUUUCGUUUCGGCCUGUGUGUGCGUGUGUUCCAUUCCAAAUUGAAAAUUAAAUUUGGUGUGCUGUCCGAAUAGGCAGAGUGCUUCUUCAGUAAGGAAAAAAUCGAGCUCAAGUGCCCAGUCACACGAUAAAAGAAAGAAACACCCACAAGCUCUGUGCUAAAGUCAAGUAGAAGAAAAAAACAACAAAAAUGACGACCACCAUUCCACAAGGCACUCUCUUGGACGUGCUGAAGAAGAAGAUGCGCCAGACCAAAGAGGAGAUGGAGAAGUACAAAGACGAGUGCGAGGAGUUCCACAAGCGGCUGCAAUUGGAGGUGGUGCGCCGCGAAGAAGCCGAAUCCGAGGUUGCCGCUCUGAACCGUCGCAUCCAGUUGCUCGAAGAAGACUUGGAGCGCUCUGAGGAGCGUCUGGGCUCCGCCACAGCCAAGCUGUCGGAAGCCUCUCAGGCCGCCGAUGAGAGCGAACGGAUACGAAAAGCGCUUGAGAAUCGCACAAAUAUGGAAGAUGACAAAGUAGCUCUAUUGGAGAACCAAUUAGCGCAAGCAAAAUUAAUUGCAGAAGAAGCUGAUAAGAAAUACGAAGAGGUGGCCAGAAAACUGGUGCUCAUGGAACAGGAUCUGGAGCGUUCCGAGGAGAAGGUCGAGCUCAGCGAAAGCAAAAUUGUGGAGCUUGAGGAGGAGCUGCGCGUGGUUGGCAACAACCUGAAGUCCCUGGAAGUCUCUGAGGAGAAGGCCACACAAAAAGAGGAAACCUUUGAGACGCAAAUCAAAGUAUUGGAUCAUUCCCUGAAAGAGGCUGAGGCUCGUGCUGAGUUCGCUGAACGCUCCGUUCAGAAGUUGCAGAAGGAAGUCGACAGGCUCGAAGAUGACCUGCUCAACGUGCGGGGCAAGAACAAACUGCUGCAGGAGGAAAUGGAGGCCACCUUACAUGACAUACAGAACAUGUAAACAACUAAUUUGCUUAUGUAAAUUAACUAAACUGCCUGCUUUGACGUCAAACAAAAAACACCCACGCACACAAAACUGGCGCUUUCCAUAUCUAAAUACUAGAGAACAUAUCUCGACUCCACUCCACACCGCCCACGCCACGCCACGCCCACCACCCAUACGAGACAAGAUCCAAGGACGCCGACAGAAGUGUCUUCCAUGCGGAUGCGAAAGCCAUCUUCGAACGCCAAGCAACGGGAGAGUUAAUCAAAAAUAGCGUUAAACACACUCUAAACAUAAACAUAAACUCAAUGAAUGAAGCAGAUGGAAGGGCAGAAACUAAAGCAAAACAUUCUCGUAGCACAAGCGCAUUCCAAUUCACGAUUCGAUUCCAUUUCGAUAUUUUCGAUUACUUCGAUAUCCUUUCGAUACUUUCGAUAGCACUUCGCAAAAUUCGAACGGUUGACUGGCAGCUAGCGCCAUUUUACAAUACUGUUGCAAUAUUCUUUCGUUGAAUCAAAAUUUAAUAUUUUUUCGAUUGAUUUUACGCCUGGUUUUGCUACCCCUACCUUGUUUUGUUUUAAUUUAAACCUUAAAUUAUACAUGUACUUGUAUUUGUACUUGUACUUUUGUAUUUGACGAGAUGACAACUUGGACAACACACGCAUUGCCGCCUUCUUUUUAGUUUACGUGUAUUGAAUAGAGAGACAAACAAUCGCUGUUAUUUAUAUUUAAAGAGUAAAUUCUACGCUAAAACUUUGUAUUUUGUCGCCAGCUUAACUGUAUUAAUAAUAUGCUAAUGUUUACCUUGUUUAUACAUAUUUAAACAAAUUGUCGUGUUUGCAAAACGUUGUGUAAUAUUUGCCUACUUUUAAGUUGCCGCCACGCCUACCACCCCACAAACUAUAACCACUCUUUCGAUAGAGUUUUCAAUUCCACAACAAAAAGACAAUUUUAGCUAGCGCACAUCAUUCCAAUUGCGAAUCGUCCACCGGUUCAGAUAAAUUUUAUUAAAAAAAAAAAAAAAAUAAAACAAAAACCAAUUUCCACACACUAACUACAAAAUCUUCUGAUUCUGAAUACCGUGACACCCAAAUGAAGAUAAGAAGAAUGCUGCAACAAGAAAUGGCAUUAAAAAUUCUAAUUUGAUCUAUUUACGAUUUACAUAAAUUAAUUAUUUAUACUUUAAUAUAUACCUAUACAAUACAUAUACUAUACAAUACAUACCAUGCUGCUGCAAUUGCACAAAUAAAGUAUUUUUCGACAAACGUA